Molecule: messenger RNA, 1561 nt
Organism: Carica papaya (papaya)
Lineage: Eukaryota; Viridiplantae; Streptophyta; Magnoliopsida; Brassicales; Caricaceae
Product: 1-aminocyclopropane-1-carboxylate oxidase homolog 1-like
Source: RefSeq, a predicted model, not a curated record
ACGACGCGUGACGGCCAGUUGUUUUCAUCUCAGAAAUGACGUAAUCUAGACUAUGGAAUGAUUACUUUUCUCUUCUCUUGCAUUAAGAAAAAAAUUUCAUCUCUCCCUCGCUGCUGUAUUAUUAUUUGAUUAAAUCUUGCAGAGACAGAUGACAGAGACAGAGAAAUCUCCUCUGCUCAUUCCAAGUUCUACAACGGUGUUACUCGGGUGUAGUCAAGAUAAGCCUGCAAGUCAUGAAUCCGAUUAUGAUCGUAAAAUAGAAUUAAAAGCUUUUGAUGAUUCAAAGGCUGGUGUGAAGGGAUUAGUAGAUUCUGGACUCAACAAAAUCCCAUUUAUUUUCAUUGAUAACAAAGCCAACCUCAACUGCCACCACCCCACUAAAUCACUUGAUUCUUCGCAGUUGAGUAUUCCAAUCAUAGACCUCAAACCCGUCGAUCAACCUACACAGAGUAUUGUUAACCAAAUUCAAAGUGCUUGUGAGAAAUGGGGUUUCUUUCAGAUAGUCAAUCAUGGAAUUCCGGAGAGUGUUUUGGAUGGUAUGAUUGAUGGGAUACGCAGGUUUCACGAAGCAGACAGUGAGAUCAAGAAACAGUAUUACUCCCGCGAUAUGAGUAGAAAGGUGAGGUAUUUCAGCAACUUUGAUUUGUAUGCAAAACAAGUAGCUAAUUGGAGGGACACUCUUAGAUGUCGCAUGGCACCUUCCCCUCCUGAACCCCAAGAGAUACCUCAACUCUGCAGAGAAAUAAUCAUGGAUUACUCAAAGCAAAUAAUGGAGUUAGGCUUUGGCAUGUUUGAGUUGCUAUCAAUGGCCCUUGGACUUAACCCCAGCCAGUUGAAAAAUAAGGGUUUUGCAGAGGGUCUCCUCCUCCUAGCUCACUACUAUCCGCCCUGCCCCGAACCAGAAUUAACCAUGGGCACUAGCAGCCACUCUGACAGUAGCAUCUUCACCAUACUUUUGCAGGAUCAAGUAGGUGGUUUACAAGUUCUUCAUGAGAAUAAAUGGGUUGAUGUUCCUCCUAUACCUGGGGCUCUUGUGGUAAAUCUCGGUGAUCUUAUGCAGCUUGUUUCAAAUGACAGAUUCAAAAGUGUUAAUCACAGAGUAAUAGCUAAAAACAAAGGCCCAAGAAUCUCUGUGGCGUCUUUUUUCGUGAUGGAAGAGGAUGGCUCAAGAGUUUUUGGGCCAAUCAAGGAAUUGCUGUCGGAAGACAACCCGCCAGUCUACAGAGAAGUCCCUCUUCAAGAUUAUUUGACACACUACAACUCCAAAGGGUUGGACGGGACAUCUUCGCUCUCCGGGUUCAAGAUAUAAUUACGCCUUUCACUGUGUAUGUGGUGAAUAGUUGGAUUCCUAUUACCUGGCAAUCAAGCAAGAGAGACGUCAUAUGUAUCUAUGAUGUUCAAACUCAGGCUGUGCUUGGAAUAAUUUCAGAAAAGUUAUGAAAUGUAGUUUGUAUCUACCACUCGUCGGUUAAUCCCCCAUAAUCAGGGUGCUAAAGGUGUUGUUCAAUAAGCAUGCGAUUUCAUUCUGGAAGAAUAAUAAACUAGUCGAUUGGUUUAUGAA